Messenger RNA from Xyrauchen texanus (razorback sucker), 4542 nucleotides. RefSeq names its product WSC domain-containing protein 1-like. The transcript has 8 exons. The coding region runs from base 404 to 2218 and encodes 604 amino acids. Lineage: Eukaryota; Metazoa; Chordata; Actinopteri; Cypriniformes; Catostomidae. The record is from RefSeq and is a predicted model, not a curated record. Gene Ontology annotation, molecular function: sulfotransferase activity.
UUUUACACGUUGCCAGUGAACAACAGCGACGGGUUCAUUCGGUAAAUAUUCGACACGAGACCUCUCGCGCUCAUUUAAUUCUAAUGCUUCAACGGGAACUACAAACACGAAAAAGUCGUCCAAAACAGCAGAACAUUAUUUGUAAACUUAAAUCUUCAAAAAUUCUGCAGCGCGCUGGAGAUGCAAAGAGCGCGUGAGCUGGACACAUCUGUCCGUGAGAGUCGAAACACGCCGUAUUAUAAAGGGCUGCUGUCCUCCUGUGAAUAUGCUUUGAGGCCAUUGAUCCCAAUGGGCAAUAAGUCUUCCAGAGAAUGAAGAUCAGAGUAUUUUCUAGAACUUCAUAUUUAUUUGUCCUGUCUUGUUUGACAUCAAUCUGUAUGGUCUGAACCAGUAAAAGAAAAGGAUGGCCAAACCAUUCUACAGACUGCAGCACUUUUUAAGGCGGGCUCAGUUGCUCCUCCUCUUCUUGGGCGUGGCUUACAUCGUGGCAGAAAGUAUGCUACUGCUUCAACGCUCCAGUGUGGUAAUGUUUGAAAGAGAAACGGAUACUGUUGCACUUCCCUCCCUACAGGCACCACCUAAAGCCCUGGAGGUACCUGGUGAAAGAUGGUUCAACAGGAGGAAGGGUGCCAGAGUAAUUCAGGAUGUGAAGAACCAACCUCUUGAUCCAUCUGGUGUCAGAAUGGACCAGAGCCGCCUGGUGUCUCGUAACCUGGAGAUCAGACAUCUGAGACGCCAUUGGUUCCACAGUAGUAGAGCUGAACCGCAAAGCUACGCUGAACGCAAUCUAUUACAUAAAGACGGCAGACAUAAAGGGACCUACAUCGGAUGUUUCAUAAACAACGAAACGGAGCAUGCACUUGGUGGAACAAUUCUUUAUGACUUCCGUAAAAUGACCAGCGCUUUGUGUCAGGACACCUGCUCAGAGAGUGGGUUCCGGUAUGCUGGGCUGGAAUAUGGAGCGGAGUGCCAUUGUGGUAAUCGUGUUUGUGCCCAUCGGGCUCGGAGAGAGGACUGCAAUCUUGAGUGCCGGGGAGAGAAGGGCUCCCCCUGUGGAGGGGUGGGCCGUCUGUCUGUCUACAGAGUUGAGGAUCAGCUUCCAGGACAGAGGAGAUACAGAACGAUCCACUACUAUGGCUGUUUCAACAGGCCAAAGAACUCUACUGCUCACUUCCUGAUCCAGACCUCUUGGAUGAAUCACAUGCCACAACAGUGUAUAGAGACCUGCACAGAUAAGGAGCUGCCAUUGGCUUUAUUGAGAGGUCGGGAUUGUUUCUGCAGCCACGCCCCCUUUCUUUUCACAAUGCAGAUGAGUGAGCAGGAACACAUGUGUGGGAGGGGCAACCAAACAAACCACACUUCCAUUUAUGACCUGGACUACUUUUGGGUCUACAGUACACCUGUGCUGGGUACUGUAAGAGAGUGCAUAUUUAACCUGCCACAUAACUUACUCUUGAUGCUCUUCAAGAAUUCAUCUUUACCUAGAUCUGUUCUUUCAGAUGCAAAAUGCAAAGAACGCACAUUUCUGCCCCAGAAAUCCAGGCCCCUUGUAGCCCUCUCCAGCUUUCCAGGGGCAGGAAACACCUGGUUACGUCAUUUGAUUGAGUUGGCCACUGGAUUCUACACUGGCAGUUAUUACUUUGAUGGUUCUUUAUACAACAAAGGUUUUAAAGGAGAGAAGGAUUACUGGCAGAGUGGGAGAGUCAUCUGUGUCAAGACUCACGAGAGCGGCCAGCGAGAGAUUGAAAUGUUCAACUCUGCCAUUCUGCUAAUGCGAAACCCCUAUCGCUCUCUGAUGGCAGAGUUCAACCGCAAGUGUGCCGGACACUUGGGCUACGCGUCGGAAGUUCACUGGAAAAGCAAAGAAUGGUCUGAGUUUGUGGACAGUUAUUCAUCCUGGUGGGUGUCUCAUGCUCUGACCUGGCUGCGAUUUGCCCAUCGCCUGCUUGUGAUACACUUUGAGAAUCUUCAGAAAGAUGUUCUCCCACAGUUAAAGACUAUUACCACUUUUCUGAACAUCAGCAUUCCAGAGGAAAGACUUCUAUGUUUGGAAAGCAACAGAGAUGGACAUUUUAAACGCUCUGGAUCUCGUAGUCUGACCUUUGAUCCCUUCACCCCUGAGAUGAGAGCUUGUAUAGAUGAACACAUCCGCACAGUAGAUAAAGCCCUCAGAGACAGAAAUCUCAGCGGUCUACCACAGGAGUACAUGCCCAGAUGAGACCACAUGAUACACAGCUACUGCCCUCUACUGGAGGGGAAGAAACUGAACCACUGAAAGUGCCUAGAUACAAACAUGACCGGCAGCUCGCAAAGGCUUUGGAAUGUUUUUAUUUGUCCACCGUUUUCUCAUGCAUUUGUUUGUGGUUGUGUUGUCUGCAGUUUGCUGUCUUAUUGGCAGAGCGGAACCCAUGUCCAGUUUGUACAUUGCGUCAUUAAAGUGAUUAAUUUGGAUAAUUUUUAAGUAAUCAUUUCAGUUAAUGAUAAUCUUAACCUUAAGGUAGAUUGCAAAAUACUGAGGCAGGUUAAUUUCAUUUUGUUCAUGUAUUCACUUUUAAAUAACAUUUUAUCACCUGUGUUUCUGAUUAGAUUUGGAAUUUCAGUGUCAAAGCCUCUUCAGCUGGGCACGGUUGCAUUCAUUCCACAGAGAUGCAUAAUUUAAGAGGGAUGCUUCAAGGAAAAUGUUCUUUCAUGAACUAAGAUGAAAUAUCUUGUUCUUGCACAGUAAACAGCUUGUGCCCUUUACAAUGUUAUAUUACUAUAAUGAAUCAAAUACAUAAAUUGAAGAGGCUACAGCACUUUAAUGUUCAAAUCACACUUGAGUUUAAAGAACCUCAGAUAGAAAAGCCCUUUGAAAUGGCAACAGCUGCACCUACUAACAACAGAACUGCAGUUAUAAAAGGAGAAAAUAAUCUGUGUUUGACAAGAUAAAUAUGACUGCAUGUACCAGAGGCUGUGGAGCACUGGAAACCCAAAGUUUACUAUAAAAGGCACCAUUGAGAAAUGCAAUUAAGUCAUAGAUAAAUAAAGUUAAUUUAAAAAUUCUGUCAUCAUUUACUGACACUUAUGUCAUUCCAAACCCAUAUUACAUCAUUUCUUGGACCACAAAGGGAAAGGUUAGGCAGAAUGAUUGCCUUAGUCACCAUUUACUUUCAUUGUAUGGAGAGAAAAGAAAGAUGCAAUUAAAGUGAAAAGUAAGGCUAAAACCCUUUUGUGUUCCUCAGAGGAUAGAAAGUCAUACGGUUUUGGAACAACAUGAGAGUGAGUAAAUGAUGACAUCAUUUUAAUUUGUGAUUCAUUUUUGCUUUAAUCAAAUUUUUUUAAUUGUAAACCAAGGGAAAAUCUAAUGCUUCAUUUUGCUGGCAAUCAACAAAUAGUAGCAUGCUCACGCUGUGAUGUUUUGGAGAUUUUGCAUUAACUGGUACAUACAGUAAGUCCUUUAAAUUUGAGUGCUUUUAAAAAUUGUAUUUGUGUUUAAUGUCAGUGAUUGCAGCCUCAAUGAUGAAAGAUGCAGAAAAACACUGACAGCAGAAUUACUCUGUGAGUUUGGACUGUGAUGUGCAGAACUGUCUCUCAGUGCAAUUCAUGCAGUUUUAAAAAAUGGCAGGUCAUCUACAUGAUUCAAAUCUUGAUUUAAUGUAAUCACUGAUGGUGGCUAGAGAAAUAUAAUUUUUUAAUUUGCAACUGUGAUUACAACAGCUUAGAACGUUCAACAAAUAUAAUGGAUGGUCCAACAGAACAUCACAUUUUGCCUUCUAGCACAGAAUCAAACUGAAAAACUUCAAUGAAAAGGGACAUUACAUGGUCAGAAUGAAACUGAAGUUGAAUGGACUGAAUUACUGUUUCUCUGGUUUCCAAUAGUGGCUGAUCAGUUUAAUAAGAGAGAACUGGAAUCAUUUAAAUUUUGUAGUAGAACAUCUUGCUUUCACAGAAACAAUUGGGCUGUUCCAGGGAGGAGAAAGAGAACACGAUGACUAACUACUCUGACCCCUAAUGAUAGAGCUCUCACCUGUCAUCAUAUACUCACCUUCAUGUUUCAAAUAUCUUAAUUUUUUUUUCUGCAGAACGUAAAAGGAAGAAUUUUUUAGGAUGUGCAUCUUGCUGAUUUCAUUACAAUGGCAAAUUUGACUUAAUCACUUUAAAGCUUUCAAAGGAUGUAUGCAUCUCAUAUGUCAUAUUCCAAGUCUUCUGAAGGCAUACAGUAGGUUCUGGAUGACAGACCAAUACAAAUAUUGUAUCUAUGUAAUUUUAUGAUAGCAGAUUAAAGUUGCUUGGAUCAAAAUGUUAAAGUGACAAGGGAAAAAGAUGCAAUGAAAGUGAAUGGUGACUGAGGCUAACAUUCUGCCCAAUAUCUCCUUUUGAGUUCCACAGAGGAAAGUCAUGGGUUUGUAAAAAAAUGUGGGUGAGUAAAUGAUAACAGGAUUUUUAUUCUGAGGUGAACUAUUACUUUAAAUUUGAAUUGAAAAAUAGCUGUUGUAUUAAAAUAUGCCUCAAUGUUACCCUGCUCUCUUCUGCAAGGUGCAUGUAUGAAUCUGAGACACUGUC